Insectozyma verbasci is the source of this 4134-nucleotide messenger RNA. The record is from the annotation of a GenBank genome assembly. NCBI's taxonomy places the organism in Eukaryota, Fungi, Ascomycota, Pichiomycetes, Serinales, Debaryomycetaceae.
AUGGAUGAUAGAGAUUAUUAUCUGAGUGAAGAAAGUGUAAUUAGAUCACCAUUUGAAGAAGAAGAAGAAAAGUUGAAAUCAAUCUCACAAAUAUAUUAUGAUCAACAUAUUUUAACUCCAAAACAAAGAAACUUCAAGUAUGAAUCAUCGAUAAAUUAUUGUUCCAAAGAUUCUUCAGAUUUAGAAUCACAACCUGAAAUAGUUAAUGAAUCAAGAUUAUUUUCAAGAUUGUUUUCAAAAAAAGUUGAUCCAAUACCUACGUAUGAAGAAAGAAUAGAAUACCCAUGGAAAAAAUCAAACCUUUUCAAACGAAUGGGAUUUUGGUGGUUAUGGGUAAUUUUGAAGAAAGGUUAUAAAAGAACAUUAUAUCCUGAAGAUUUAUUUAAAUUAUCUAAAGAUUUAACGAUUGAAGAAUUGUACAAAAAAUGGGAAGAUAAUCUAAAUAGAAUUAUAAUAAAUCAACAAAAAAAAUAUCAUUCAAAACAUGGUAAUUUAGAUGACUUUGAAUGGUCAAGCUGGUUUAUUCCAUUUGCAUUAUUUAAAACUUUCAAAUCUGAGUAUAUCCUAAGUGCUAUCUGUUUAGCUUGUGCAUUUACAGUUACUGCGCUCUCACCAUUAUUAACUAAGGAGAUUAUUGAUUUUGUUGAAUUUAAAUAUUUUGGAAUUUAUACAACAUACAAUAGAGGUAUUGGUUUUGUUAUUGCAUCAGUGUUUUUAAUUUCCAUUAAUGGGUUAUUAUUAAAUCAUUUUUUUCACAAUUCAAUGAUUUGUGGUGCUAUUUCAAAAGGUAUACUCACUAAAGCAUUGUUUUUGAAAAGUUUCAAUUUAUCAAGUGAAACCAAAUCUAAAUUUCCAAUUGGCAAAGUUACAAGUAUAAUGUCAACGGAUUUAACAAGAAUUGAUUUGGCAAUUGGGUUUUCACCAUUAAUUUUUUGUUUUCCAAUCCCCGUUAUCAUUUCAAUUGUUAUUUUGAUCGUUAAUUUAGGUGCUCCUGCAUUGACUGGUAUUGGUUUAUUUAUAGUUUCAUUAAUUAUUUGUGUAUUAGCAACAAAGAAGUUAUUUACAACAAGAGAUAAAUUAGUGAAAUUUACCGAUACAAGAAUAUCAUUAAUGAGGGAAAUUUUGCAAAACUUGAAAAUUAUAAAAUUUUAUUCUUGGGAACUUGCUUAUAAAUUGAAAAUCUCUAAAGCUAGAGAGUCAGAAAUGGGAUACUUAUUUACAAUUAAAGUCUUAAGAAAUUUCAUCACUGCUUAUGCUGUUACAUUACCUGUUUUAACUUCAAUGAUUUCAUUUAUAACAUUAUGGAAAACAAAUUCAAUGGGUGCACCAGGUAAAGUGUUUAGUAGUUUAAGUCUAUAUUCAAUUUUAGCACAAGCUAUUAUGUUAUUACCUAUUGCUUUAGCUUCUGGUGUUGAUGCAUUGAUUGGUAUUACAAGAUGUACUGAAUAUAUUUCAUCAACAGAAUAUACACAAGAGUUACAUGAAAAUUUGAAAAGUUACGAUAAUCAAUUUUGGAUAGGUUAUGAACCAGAAUAUGCUUUGAAAGUUACAAAUGGAAAUUUCAACUGGAGUAAUGAUUCAAAUACCCAAGUCGACUCUUCAUCAGUUGAUACAUUAACUUCAUCAAAUUCAAAUGAAUUUACAGGUUUACAUAAUAUAAAUUUAGCUGUAAGAAAUGGUGAAUUUGUUAUUAUUACAGGUUUGAUAGGUUCUGGUAAAUCAUCAUUAUUGCAAGCAUUAUCAGGAAAUGCAAGAAAUCUGGAAUCAAUCAAAAUAUAUAAAAAAUUAUUAUCAUGUUGUGAAAUUUGGGUUCAAAAUGCAACUAUCAAAGAAAAUGUCUUAUUUGGUCAAGAAUAUGAUGAAGAAAAAUAUAAAAAAGUGAUACAUGCUUGUGCAUUAGAGGAUGAUUUACAAAAUUUUACAGCUGGUGAUGAAACAGAAAUUGGUGAACGAGGUAUUACUUUAAGUGGUGGACAAAAAGCAAGAAUCAAUUUAGCAAGGGCAGUUUAUAAAGAUUCCGACAUCUAUUUAUUUGAUGAUGUUAUAAGUGCCGUUGAUUCAAGAGUUGGUAAACACAUAAUUGAAAAUUUAUUCAAAAAGUACUUGAAAGGGAAAACUAUAAUUUUAGCUACACAUCAAUUAAGUAUUUUAAAGUAUGCAGAUCAACUCGUGUUUAUUAAUAAGUGCGGUACUAUAGAUACUGGCUCAAUAUCUACGUUAUCAGGUAAUCCAGAAUUUAAAGAAUUAAUGGACCACAAUGAAAAUUCAAAUGAAGAAAUAAAUCAAGAGGAGGUAUAUGAUUCAUCAGAUUUAGAAACGUCCUUAAAUAAUGGUAAAUUAAUUAUAGAUGAGGAAAGAUCAAUUAAUGCUAUCUCUUGGAAAAUCUAUAAAAAGUAUAUUGAAUUGGGAUCUGGUAUAUUUGGUAAAUUUUCAAUUCCUUUAUUGUUUGUAAUAAUCAUAAUUGCUACAUUCUUUCAAGUUUUUACAAAUACAUGGUUAUCAUUUUGGGUAGAAAGAAAGUUUUCAAACAUGUCGGAUAACGUAUAUGUUUCUAUUUAUGUAAUACUUUCAUUUUUAACUGUUAUAUUCACUGGAGUUGAAUUUUCAAUGUUAGCAUAUAUGCAAAACUGUUCAGCAAAGACAUUAAAUGUUAAAGCAGUUGCUAAAAUUUUACAUGCUCCAAUGUCAUUCAUGGAUCAAACACCAAUUGGUAGAGUUUUAAAUAGAUUUACGAAGGAUACGGAUUCUUUGGAUAAUGAAAUUGGAGAACAAAUGAGAUUAUUCAUAUUUCCGUUAGCUUUGAUUAUUGGUAUAUUGAUUUUAUGUAUUUGUUAUUUACCUUGGUUUGCAAUUGCAAUUCCAUUUUUAGGGUUUGGUUUUGUAUUUUUAGGUAACUUUUAUACUGCAUCAAGUAGAGAGAUUAAACGAUUAGAAGCAAUUGCAAGAUCACUGGUUUAUCAAAAUUUUAAUGAAACUUUAACUGGUAUGACAACAAUUAAAAAUUUUAAUAAUCAAUACAAUUUUAUUUCCAAAAUGAAUCGUAAUAUAAAUAAAAUGAAUGAAGCUUAUUUUUUAUCAAUUGCAACUCAAAGAUGGUUAUGUGUUCAUUUAGAUUUUAUAAAUGCUUCAUUUGCAUUGAUUAUUUCAAUUAUGUGUGUUACAGGUCAAUUUAAUAUAAGUGCAAGUUCAACUGGAUUAUUAUUAAAUUAUGUUAUUCAAUUAGUAGGGUUAUUAUCAUUAAGUGUUAGAGCAAUGACUGCUGUUGAGACAGAAAUGAACUCUGUUGAAAGAUUAUACGAAUAUGCGUUUAAAUUACCACAAGAAUCUCCUUAUGUGAUUGAAGAAAUGAAACCUCAAGAAGAUUGGCCAUCAUCUGGAUAUAUUCAAUUUCAAAAUGUCAAUCUUAAAUAUCGUGAUAAUUUACCUUAUGUUCUUAAAAAUUUAAAUUUUUCAAUUUAUCCUGGUGAAAAAAUUGGUAUUUGUGGUAGAACAGGUGCUGGAAAGUCAUCGAUUAUGACUGCAUUAUACAGGUUAGUUGAAUUUCAAGGUAAGAUUGAAAUUGAUGGUGUUGAUAUUUCGAAAUUGGGUUUGAAUGAUUUACGAUCAAAAUUAUCAAUUAUUCCACAAGAUCCAAUUUUAUUUCUAGGUACAAUUAGAAAAAAUUUAGAUCCGUUUGACGAAUAUGAUGAUUUGAAAUUAGCAAAUUCAUUGAAGAUUGCUGGAUUAAUUGAAGAAGAUAUUGAUGAAUAUUUAUCAAAUUUAUCUCAUAAAUUUCAUUUAGAUAAAUUAGUAGAAGAUGAAGGUUUAAAUUUUUCAUUAGGAGAGAAGCAAUUGAUUGCAUUAUCAAGAGCAUUAAUUAAACAAUCUAAGGUUUUGAUUCUUGAUGAAGCUACAAGUUCUGUUGAUUUCAUAACUGAUUUGAAAAUACAAAAUACAAUCAAUAAAGAAUUUAAAAAUUGUACAAUUUUAUGUAUUGCUCAUAGAUUAAAAACAAUCGUGAAUUAUGAUAGAAUAUUUGUAAUGGAUAAAGGUGAAGUUAUUGAAAAGGGUAAACCAAUAAAUUUAUUUAAUGAGAACGGAGUUUUUAAAUCAAUGUGUGAUAAAGCUAAUUUAUCGAUUAAUGAUUUUAGUUAA